Molecule: messenger RNA, 1314 nt
Organism: Salvia splendens (bonfire salvia)
Lineage: Eukaryota; Viridiplantae; Streptophyta; Magnoliopsida; Lamiales; Lamiaceae
Product: aspartic proteinase CDR1-like
Exons: 1
Coding region: 1-1314 (437 amino acids)
Cellular component (GO): extracellular region
Source: RefSeq, a predicted model, not a curated record
AUGCCUUGUUACCACAAAUUCAUGUCUACAUUUCUCUGCUCUCUUCUAUUUUAUUCCCUCUGCUUGACAUUGACAUGCUCAGCUGAAUCCUCUGGCGGCAUCACCCUCGACUUCUUCCACCGCGACUCGCGCCAUUCGCCUUCGUACGACCCUUCUAGCACGCGUUUCCAACGCCUAAGACACGCGUUCGACCGCUCCUUGUCAAGAAAAUCAUGGUUGACGGCGGCCUUGCAUUCAACAUCCACGAAGGCCUUAGUCGGUCCGAUCAGCCGUGUGGGGUACGAGUACCUGAUGAAGAUCAAGGUUGGGACACCCCCCGUCGAACAGAUAGCCAUCACUGACACGGGAAGCGACCUAACAUGGAUCCAGUGCAAUCCCUGCAUACACUGCUACAACCAAACUCUCCCACUCUUCGAUCCAUCUCGCUCAUUGUCUUACCGGCCGGUCUCGUGUGGGUCCCACCAUUGCACCGCAUCAUCCGGAUCGUGUGGAAGCAAAAACACCUGCCAAUACGAGUUCCGGGCCGCAGACGGUUCAUAUAGCUAUGGCGAACUUGCAACGGAAACCCUAACCUUCGACGGAGGAGUAUCCUUCCCUAACAUGGCCUUCGGUUGCGGUCGCGAGAACGGCUACCCUAUAAGCAUCAGUACCGCAUCAGGGAUCGUCGGCCUUGGGGCCGGCUCGACCUCCAUCAUAAACCAGCUAAAAAAAUCCAUAGGCGGCAAGUUCUCUUAUUGCUUGACUUUGCGAGACUCCAAUGCCACUAGCAAGAUCAGCUUUGGAGGUAGCGCUGUCGUGGCCGGGCCUAAAGUCGUCUCAACACCAUUACUAUGGAACUCAGCAGACACAUUCCACUACCUCAUACUGGAAGGACUCAGCGUUGGGAGAGAGAGGGUCGGCGGCGUGAAUGUGGGCUCCUUUAACGAGGGAAACACCAUCAUCGACUCAGCGACGACACUGUCGUUCGUUCCCGAUGAGAUGUACAACAAGGUGGAGGCGGCACUAAAGGACGCUGUCAAGGGUGAGCGCGUAGAGGAUCCGCAAAAGGAGUUCGGGUUGUGCUAUAAGAAGGGGGGUGGGUUCAGGUCGUCACCACCUAUCACAGCUCAUUUCAAGAAUGCAGACGUAGUUUUGGCACAAGAGAGCAUUUUUCUUGAGGUGGAGAAAGGGAUUGUUUGUUUCACACUGUUGCCGUCGCAUCUUGAGGAUUUUGCUAUCUUUGGGAAUCUGCAUCAGAUGGAUUACCGGAUUGGGUUUGAUCUUGAAAAGAGACAAGUCAACUUUCUGCCUACAGAUUGCUCCACCUCACAAUGA